AUGACAUACGAUUUAAAUUGUUUUGAUGUUGAAUCGAAUCCUUUAUUUCGUGUUCCAAAAUUUUCAGGUAAUAUCAAAGACUGGCCAGAAUUCUGGGAGGAAUUUGAGGCUUAUGUAGAUAAAAAUAAAGAUUUUCCAGAUUCAGAAAAACUACGAUGCUUAAAAGAAGUUUUGGGCGAAAGAACUAUGGAGCUGGUAGAAAAGUGUGGAGAAGAAGCACUCGAUUAUACAAAAGUAAAAUAUCUUUUAAAACAAAAAUUUGAUAAAGAUGCAUCAAAUUUUUUACUAGACAAGCUGGAAGAGCUGCCAGUGGCAUCUUUGAAGUCUCUUCAAGAAACUGUUCAAGAAAUUGAUAAAAUUCUCCGACUGCUACAGGUAGUUGGAUAUGAUGUUAAUUGCACUGUGAUAGAAAAGGCUGUUGAGGCAAAGAUACCUUCGUAUAUAUGGAACAGUAUAAAUACAAAGAAAAAAGAAACUGUCGGGUGGACCGUAGAAAAUUUGGUGACGGAACUCAAGCGCAUUGUUUUCAAGAAUGAAGCAACUGUUGACGGCAUGAAUUAUGAGAAGGCAGAAGCUCUCGACAACUAUCAGUCUAGUUACAUAAAAAAGGAUAGGACUGCUAGCAAAGAAAGGCACGAAACAUCAGGUAAACAAGCUUAUUCUCACGCUGAACUUGAAGCGAGGAUAAGUGAGGAAAACAGUAGUACUAGCAGUACUAGAGAAUCAGGUUUCAGCACUGGUUAUAUUGAGGUGCCUACGACGGAACCACAAAACUUGUCCAGUUUCUGUCCGGGGCAUCACAAAAGUUGUGAUUGCACUGUCUAUGCUACGCGUCGGAAAAGACUCGAACGCGCUGAACAGCUAAAACUGUGUUUUACAUGUCUCCAAAAGGGACAUCAAGAAACUCAGUGUAGGACAGAGCUAAAACCAUGUUACUACUGUGACAUUAAACACAACUCAGCCUUCCAUGACCUUCGUGGGUACAAAGCUGCAAGUAAGAGUAAUAAUAUUGAAAUUUCUCCUCUGGAGCAAACAAAGAAGAUUGAAAGCAACUUCCAGACAACUAGACAGUCCACACCUCAACCAAUAGACGACCGAGCUGCAAGCAAUAGAUCUGAGACACAGCUUAAAGAAAGUGCUUAUUGUUGCGAACCUACUGAAGACUUUUCUCGCACCUCUAUGAGGAAGCAACGGAAACCCUGCAGUUUCUGUGAGGGUAACCAUGAAAGCGACCUUUGCUCUGUUUAUACCACAGCUCUAGAUAGGAAGGAUCGAGCUCAGAAGCUGGGGUUAUGCGAGAUUUGCCUUCAGAGGCAUUCAAACAGGCCGUGUAUAAGAAGGUUACAGCCAUGUCGUGGUUGCGGUUCCAAACACAAUGCAGCAUUCUGUUCUGAUUACAUACAUUUAAUUGAAGACAGAGGUAAAACCGCUUCAUUUUCUUCAGAACGGUCGUCCAGCUCCCAAGCGCAUAUUAAUGAACCGGCUAUUGCAGUUACUCUAGCAAUGUGUGUUGAGGGAACCGUAUGUAACCCAGAGAACAAGCAGAAAAAGGAAGAAGUUGUAAUCUUGUUCGAUAGUAAGUUAAGAGAGAAUUUUGCUUCGAAAGACUUAGCGGAAAUGCUGGGAGUUGUUGGAGGCAGCGCGCGUCAAACGGAACAGACAGAAAAUUUGACACCAAAUGCUAAAGCUACCUACAGCAAAAGAUUUGCAAAAAUCGGAAUUUUUAGGAAUGAUGGUGACCUAGAAAUUAUUACUGCAAAACUAACUAAAGAGUGGAACAAAGAAGUGCAGAUGGUUUGCUUGUCGGAAGGCGAAAUUGAAGAUAAUAAGCACAGCAGUCAUCUUCUAAAACCUGCGGUAUGGCGGAAACCGCAGUUAUACUUGGGAGCCGAUUGUUUUUGCAACUUUGUGGAUUUGAAGCAGCACUUCUCAUUAAAGUCUGGAUUUGUGUGUUAUAAUACACUUCUGGGUAUAAUGUUGAGUGGACAUGGGUUGAUUAAGAAAGUCGAAGAAGCAAAAAGAAAAACGUAA
Messenger RNA from Enterobius vermicularis (human pinworm), 2031 nucleotides. Lineage: Eukaryota; Metazoa; Nematoda; Chromadorea; Rhabditida; Oxyuridae. The record is from the annotation of a GenBank genome assembly.